Messenger RNA from Gymnodraco acuticeps, 4596 nucleotides. RefSeq names its product sulfotransferase family 4A, member 1 (gene sult4a1). Gene Ontology annotation, biological process: sulfation. The record is from RefSeq and is a predicted model, not a curated record. Lineage: Eukaryota; Metazoa; Chordata; Actinopteri; Perciformes; Bathydraconidae. Gene Ontology annotation, molecular function: sulfotransferase activity. Gene Ontology annotation, cellular component: cytoplasm. The coding region runs from base 256 to 1110 and encodes 284 amino acids. The transcript is spliced from 7 exons.
GUGAGUGUGGUCCUGAUGCUGGGACUCGUGUGCGCGCAUUACAUCACUUCUCUCCCACAUGAUUGGCUGCUUGUCAACUCCUCCGCCCGCCGUCCAGCAUCCUCGGCAGCGCUGUUUCUAAAUCAACUUCCCCAUCAUCAUCAUCAUCAUCACCACCACCACCAACACCUUCACGAUUGAUUUACUAUUUUGAAAAAACAGUUCGCGUGGGAGUGCUCGUUUCACUUGUUCGUGCACUGGCGGCUCGUUUCGAGGAUGGCCGAGAGCGAGGCAGACACGCCGAGCACGCCGAUUGAGUUUGAGAGCAAAUACUUCGAGUUUGAUGGAGUGCGGCUGCCGCCCUUCUGCAGGGGGAAGAUGGAGGAGAUCGCCAACUUCUCCCUCAGAAGUAGCGACAUUUGGAUUGUCACCUACCCAAAGUCAGGCACCAGUCUACUUCAGGAGAUUGUGUAUCUUGUGAGUCAGGGAGCAGACCCAGAUGAGAUUGGCCUUAUGAACAUCGAUGAACAGCUUCCUGUCUUGGAGUACCCCCAACCUGGCCUGGACAUUAUACAGGAGCUGACCUCUCCUCGUCUGAUUAAAAGCCAUCUUCCCUAUCGGUUCCUCCCCACAGCCAUGCACAACGGAGAGGCCAAGGUGAUCUACAUGGCUCGUAACCCUAAGGACCUGGUGGUAUCCUACUACCAGUUCCACCGCAGCCUCAGGACCAUGAGCUACCGGGGAACCUUCCAGGAGUUCUGCCGCCGCUUCAUGCAUGACAAGCUGGGAUACGGUUCCUGGUUUGAUCACGUUCAGGAAUUUUGGGAACAUCGCAUGGACUCCAAUGUCCUCUUCUUAAAGUAUGAAGACAUGUACAAGGAUCUGGGCACGCUGGUGCAACAGUUAGCUCAGUUCCUGGGUGUUUCCUGUGACAAGGCUCAGCUGGAGGGCAUGGUGGAGAGCUGCAACCAGCUUAUCGAGCAGUGCAGCAACUCUGAGGCGUUGUCCAUCUGCAGGGGUCGUGCAGGUCUGUGGAAAGACGUAUUCACAGUGUCUAUGAAUGAGAAGUUUGACACGGUGUACAGACAGAAGAUGGGCAAGUCCGACCUGACCUUUGACUUCUGCAUGUGAGCAGCACCUGACCCUCCACCCCACUGAUCUACUCCAGUGCAAUCGACCAAACCCACGAUCCUAUAUCUCCGUAAAGUGAGAUAUUUAAGGGUACAGUGUGACAGCAGGAUUACAUUACAAGACUUUUCCCUUAAUGCAAUCUGUCUCAGUGAGUAAGUCUCGAAAAAUCACACCCUUGUGGACUGGUCAACAGAACUUAGUUGACAUUUCUCCAUCAAUAGUUAAACCAAACCUCCCUCAACCCCUACCUCCUGUGUAUAUGUGUACAUAUUAACCAGGGUUCGACCGAUAUAGGUUUUUGAAGGCAAAUGCCAAUACUUUCAACCUCAAGUAUUGGUCAACAUUUCCAUUCAAAUUCUCCAACAUAGUUCAUAAAAGGAAUUCAAGCUACAUGCAGAUAUUUGUGACUGAAUUACAUGGAAACGGCAAUAUGCCAGUACUGCCAUUCAAUGUUCUCAUGCAAUGGUAGUCUUGCUGUGAUAGUUAUCUAUUUUUCACUAGUUCAUAAAGAACUGGGUACGCUAAACAAAAAAAAGGGAUUUGUUUCCCACUUACAUAUAAAGGCAAAAGUAUUUGCAAUUUCGAAAGGCAGGAAAAAGUGUCUGGUUUCAUAGGGAGAUACGAAAGUUGUUCAAAUGGGGAUGAAGACCUCAGUUAGUCUGUAAGAACACUAGCAUGUAAGCGGAUACCAAUUGGAUUCUUGUGCUGAUCAGAAGGACAUCAUCACGUAUUUUGCGUAAGUGCUAAGGCUCUGCUAAUCGUUGGGGAACUACGUUGUGAAAUUCUUAUUUUUUGUAAAUAGGAGGAAAUAUGCGCCAGCUGCAUGCAGGUCUAUGAAUUCAACUACACUUUAAAGCAAAUAAUUAUAAUUAAAUAGUAAAAUGAUGAAUUCAUGUAAACAUGUCUAAGAAUUUAUUUUAAAUGGCAAUUUUUUUCAAUGCUUUAAAAGCAGUAGAUCAACAUUCCAGAUUUCCAGAGUACUGGAACAAACAACUCGUGAGCCUUAACAACUUUAUGAGUUUAUGUAGCUUGCGUGCCAUCAGUGGAGGGCUUUAGGCUGCCCUAGUUCACCCUCUGGAGACAACAAUAGAGGCCUGACUGCCUGUUAGAGAUCGGACAUAAUUCGGACUACUUAUUUGCAGUGUUGAUCAGCCACAAAUAUCUAUAGGUAGACUCAGGAUUCUCUCCGAUGUUUCUGGUUGUCAUGUGGACAAACCCUCUGAAACAUUUACAUCAUCUUGAGACAGUAAACCCCUCCAAAGGCUAAUGAAACCAUUGUAUUAGAGCUCAGCUGCUUUAUAGGUCAGGCCACACAUAAACACCUAUUCAUUGGUGAGGAAACCAGAAUACAAUACUGCUUGUAAGUAUGGAACUAACCUUCCUAGGCAACACCCACAAUGGCUGAAUAUGACCCAUACGGCCACCACCACCAGGUACAAAUAUGGUAAACCUAUUUUGACUUUAAUCAACUGCAGACAACAGACAACACUUUAAUCUGUUAAACCCACAUAUCGGUCUGACCCUGACACUGAGUGCAUUAGCAGUUUUCUUGAUGCAAAAGUUGCUCCAAGUCAGGUAGAAGAAUGGAAGGUAACUGUAAGAAAUGAAGCCAAACAUAUAAAAGAAGAAGCCUAUCACACCUAGCAAUCGGUUCAGCAGCUCAGUGUCACACAGCUGGGAGAUUUUUGUGUUAAAUGAUCCAUGUUUUUUUCCCCCUCAAAGUGCUGGAGGGUUUUUCAGCCUUCAUCGCAGAUUGUCAGUUAUUUCUGAACUUUACGUGUUUAUGGAUGAUUGCGAGUGUUUGAGAAAGAAAGAGGGAGGGAAACGGAGAGAGUUCAGUCGUGUCAGUGCUCAGUUAAGCUCAGCUAUUUAUGCUGAUUUAGAUGUUAAAUUCAAGGAUUCGUCUGAUCUUUAAAACCAAGUUAUGUAGCAUCAGUGGUUGUUAAAAAAUACAAUGGUAGGAUAUACCACUGAAUUUAAUGGGCUGAAAGCAAGAAAGAAAUCACAAAUGGGAAUAUAAUUUUUUAUGAAAAUUAUGAAAGAUUGCCUAAUGGAGUUACAUACAAGUUAUACAAGUAAUGUCUUAAGUCGAACACUUCACUCUUCAAUACUUUGCUGGUGAUUUAAACUGGCAUUUUGGGUACAAACAUGAUUAUUUUGAAAUGCAAACUGUUACACGUUUUUUCAUUAAUAUCAUGAAUGGUGGUUCAAAUGAGCAGUUGCUGCCUGGUUGGAGAUGCAGCUGUGCCAAACACGGAAAAUAAUAUCUAGCCUAAUGUCUCCAAGGUAUAAAGACAUAUUUUACACCCUCGCCUUAAUAUUUAAGGUCAGUGUGGAUGGAUUCUAAGAGGGGCCUUGAAAUUAUUGUUUUUUAAAAAAUGUAAUUUGUUUGCAUACAUGAACGAAGAAGUAAAGGAAAGCCUGUGAAGGAACGGUAGAAAGCUGAACAUGAAACUCAAGGCAACAUAAGCAGGAUAACAUUCAAUAAACUAGAAGUGUACUUGGAGAGCGCAGACCUCCGGCAAGGUCGUUUUUGCACCAUGAUUCAGAUCUAUUUAUGAAAAAGUAAUCUGAAUGUUUUCCCUACUGACAACCAGACAAACAAACCAACAAUAAACAUAACCUCCUUGGCUGAGGUACCACUAUUUUAAUAUACCUUGGUUUACACUUAGCCACAUAUUCGCACCUCUGUAAGACGACCUAUCACUUAGCACAAGAAGAACAUCAGCUAACUUUGGUGUAAUCAGUGCUUCAUCUGCCGUGAACAUGGGAAAGUACAGGCUCUUUAAAUAGGGAGUUACACUUGGGAAAAAUAAAGAGUAUGUAUAUCAUAUAAAGAUUGAUGAAUUCACACAGGUAUUAAAACAUCUCACACCACCUCCAAAUAGAUAUGAUACACCCAACACUCAUAAAGUGAAUAACUAAUAUUGUUUAUUUGGGGCUGUGGAAAGUUCGGUAAUCGGAAAAUCCUAUUCCUGUGUGAACCAUGCUACAUACUGUAUCCCACUGAGGGGUUGAAUAGUGUCCUCUUUCUCUGUUUUCUCACAAAUGUCAGGUUUUGGUAGCAGGAGAGAAGAGCAGAGUAUUAGCCCAUAACCAGCAUUACACUAUGUUUUGUAUUCUGCAACUUGACAGCAUCAAUAUCAGACUCUUUAACCCGAGGCAUCACUUAAAACCAGUCUAUCUCCUUUUCCCCAGUCCCUGUGCUCUACCGGACACUUGUGAAUGUCUUUAUUGUGUUGGUGUAAACGACAACCUCAGCACACACUCGUCACGCCGCCUCAUUUACGGCUGCUCAUUCUUUCCCUUUCAUUGUUCUUCCUUCUUCUCUGUCACUGUUUACAGCCAUUGGCAAGGCUUCAGCUGCCCAUCUCCACUUUAAUGGUUUGUUUGGGAUUUUAUACAUGCCUUUCUCUGUUUCCUGGGCGUUGUAUUUUACAUUCUUUGCUUGCUAUUUUAUUAAUAAAGUUGUGUCUUCAGGCAAUA